Messenger RNA from Coprinopsis cinerea okayama7#130, 813 nucleotides. RefSeq lists its product as hypothetical. The transcript has 5 exons. The record is from RefSeq and is a predicted model, not a curated record. Bases 1 to 813 code for a protein of 270 amino acids. NCBI's taxonomy places the organism in Eukaryota, Fungi, Basidiomycota, Agaricomycetes, Agaricales, Psathyrellaceae.
AUGCGCAGGAAAUUGAGAGGGGAUGGUCGUGCCGCGAUUGACCCAGACAUUCCCCUCCGUUUGCAAGUAGAAUGCGAGCACAUUGCAGAGGUUGCCUCUCGAGGACUGAACAAUGCUGAUAGCGUCGGUUGGUGUGUUCAAACGUGGUUCUCAAAGAACCGCAAACGCGGCGCGCAUUGGCCAGACAGCUAUAUAACGCGCGCGUUCCCCCCUUCAGGAGGGAUUGACCAGGAAGGAAACCCAAACCUCCGUACGGUCCCUUGUGUAGUAACGGACUCCAAGGGAAGAAUCCUCACCUGGUACCUCCCGGGCAUCAUCACGGAAGACCGCCAAAGACAAAUUGACGAGGCCAUCCAAUGGCUCGCGUCCCAAGAUGCUGGACUUUCCAUGCGGGCCAGGGGAUCCUUCCGGGACGGCCAGCAGUACUUCUCGAAUUCAGGGCAGGGACCGAGGGCAGGCGUUGCAACGUAUGCUUCCGCGUGGCCCAUGCAAGGACACCCGAAUGGACCCUUUUCUCCCUCCACCAAUUUUAAAGACGAGAAGAAAGGAGGACUGGAAUUCAUCAAGAGGUUGACCGAGAGCACCGCGGUACUGGGCGCCGUCCUUGCCGUGAUCCACCCGAUACUGUUUGAGGCUGGACUAGACUCCUUCAAGAAGUUCUCCGAUAUUGGACGUCACCCUUCAGCGCGCUAUCUGUUAUUGUCAACCGGCGCACAGAUCUCCACCGGGAUGUUUGUAGCCCGCCCUACAUCUACGAUUUGCUCUACACCGGAGGUCGCUAUCGACACGGGGUCAUCGACAUACGAGGAAUAG